AUGUCUAACGUCGAAUUUAUCGCGAAGAAGUCAGUGUAUGGUCAAUGUAUUCGAAAACAACAACACUUCAAAAAGAAAUCUCGUCGGCGAAAAGCAAUAUUAGGCCACACAGCUGAACAAUUUCGCCGAAGCAAUAUUAUGGAUUUCACCGAAGAGACAAAACUACUUUUCAUAAAGAAGCGAUAUUUUCCGUUACACAAAGAAAAAUACAUCGAUCCCACGAUCUUCUUGCCUGAUUAUUCAAUACUUGCAGAUAAGAAUUUUAAAAAGACAUUUUUGCUCGCAGCAAUCGGAUCAACUACAGUUUCUCAGUCGGAGGCAAAAAAAAUCAAUAACGAGAUUAAUAUGUGUAUAGCACAAAUACCGCGUACGCUCAAUCAGUUUCUCGAUCAAACCAUGGUAAUCAUUCGACAUCUGAUUUAUCAAGAUCAAAGUCAAUUACGUAUGGAACUUGAAGGCAGUAGAACCCUUUUAAAAUCUAACGCACACGAUCAUCAAUUAUUCCAAGCAUUUUACAACUUAAAACCGAGAAAAACAGAAAUACAUUCAGCAAAGCUCAUCUGGAAGGCUACUCACGACGAAUAUCAAUUUCGCUAUGCACUAGAGCUAUUAAAAAAUUGGCUAUCAUCAUCUCAAUCUUCCUCGUUCACAAUGGAUACAAUACAAGAUCUUCAAUUNGAAACAUUGAAACGACUGACUUUAAUCAAAAAUCUUAUAUUUUAUAGAUUAUCAUAUACAUAUAUCCAAAUAGGAAUAAAAAAUGUUUUUUGCACUAUGUUUCGCGCAAAUUAUUACUGCUCACAACAUAGUCACAUGAGUCGUGGUUUAAAUUUUGAACGUUUACUGUAG
Molecule: messenger RNA, 849 nt
Organism: Adineta ricciae
Lineage: Eukaryota; Metazoa; Rotifera; Eurotatoria; Adinetida; Adinetidae
Source: the annotation of a GenBank genome assembly